GGGGCCGCCGGGGCCAUGCGCGCGGGCUGGGCAGGGGACCCGCGGGGCGCAGAGCGUAGCCGCUUCGGAGCCUGAGCCUCCCGGGGCCGCGGCCGGGGAGCCGCGCGGGGCCGGCCGGCCGGGGGGAGGGGAGCGAUGCGGCGCCGGCGGGCCGCGGUGGCCGCGGGUUUCUGCGCCUCCUUCCUGCUGGGCUCGGUCCUCAACGUGCUCUUCGCACCGGGCUCGGAGCCUCCGCGGCCAGGCCAGUCCCCCGGGCCCUCGCCAGACCCGGGCCCGGGCCGUCGCGGGGGCCGCGGGGAGCUGGCCCGGCAGAUCCGAGCGCGCUACGAGGAGGUGCAGCGCUAUUCCCGCGGGGGCCCCGGUCCCGGGGCCGGCCGGCCGGAGCGGCGGCGCCUGAUGGACCUAGCUCCGGGCGGCCCGGGCCUGCAGCGUCCCCGCCCCCCGCGGGCCCGGCCCCUGCCCGACGGCGCUCCGGGCUGGCCCCCGGCUCCUGGCCCGGGCUCCCCCGGCCCGGGCUCCUCCGGCCCGGGCCCGCGCCUGGGCUGCGCCGCGCUCCGCAACGUGUCCGGCGCACAGUACGUGGGCUCCGGCUACACCAAGGCCGUGUACCGGGUCCGCCUGCCCGGCGGCGUCGCGGUGGCGCUCAAGGCGGUGGACUUCAGCGGCCACGAUCUGGGCAGCUGUGUGCGCGAGUUCGGGGCGCGGAGGGGCUGCUAUCGGCUGGCGGCCCACAAGCUGCUCAAGGAGAUGGUGCUGCUGGAGCGGCUGCGGCACCCCAACGUGCUGCAGCUCUAUGGCUACUGCUACCAGGACAGCGAGGACAUCCCAGACACCCUGACCACCAUCACGGAGCUGGGCGCCCCUGUGGAAAUGAUCCAGCUGCUGCAGACUUCCUGGGAGGAUCGCUUCCGAAUCUGCCUGAGCCUGGGCCGCCUCCUCCACCACCUGGCCCACUCCCCGCUGGGCUCGGUCACUCUGCUGGACUUCCGCCCCCGACAGUUCGUGCUGGUGGAUGGGGAACUGAAGGUGACGGAUCUGGAUGACGCCCGCGUGGAGGAGACACCGUGCACAGGCAGCGCUGACUGCACACUCGAGUUCCCAGCCAGGAAUUUCACCCUGCCCUGCUCAGCCCAGGGCUGGUGCGAGGCCAUGAAUGAGAAACGCAACCUCUACAAUGCCUACAGGUUUUUCUUCACAUACCUCCUGCCCCAUAGUGCCCCACCCUCACUACGGCCUCUCUUGGACAGCAUUGUCAAUGCCACAGCACCGUGCACUCUGCAGGAGAGCUCACCUGCGGGGUGGACGAGACCCUGGCCCAGCUGGAGAAGGUGCUGCACCUGUACCGGAGCGGGCAGUAUCUGCAGAACUCCACGGAGGCCGGCAGAGCCGAGUACCAGCACCUCCCAGGCAGUACCAUCCCCCAGGAAGACUACCGCUGCUGGCCAUCCUACCACCACGGAAGCUGCCUGCUUUCAGUGUUCAACCUGGCCGAGGCUGUGGACAUCUGUGAGAGCCAUGCCCAGUGCCAGGCCUUUGUGGUCACCAACCAGACCACUUGGACAGGUGAGCCAGUGGGAAAGGACAUCCUGAGGGAGGUGACUGGACUCCCCGGAAGAGAUUGACAGGUAGCGGUCCCCCAUCAGAAGCCAGCGAUGGUGAGAAGACAAGUGUCCUCAGGGCAGUUGCGUUAUGAGGAGAGUGGCCCUGCGUCCAGGGAGAGAAUCAUCCAGUCCUGUUACCUCUUACCUCUGCCCCCAGGUCGGCAACUAGUCUUUUUCAAGACAGGAUGGAGCCACGUGGUCCCUGAUCCCAGCAAGACCACAUAUGUGAGGGCCUCUGGCUGACCUGUCUGUGGGCUCAGCUGACCAUCCCUGCCAGCUGGGCUUGCCUGUGACUUGCACUGGCAGCACUGCAUGUCACCUGGGCACCCCUGCAGACAAGGCUGACAUCCCCGACAGACCGAGGUGACCAGGACAACGUGCAAUAAUGCCACAUGUUAAAAUGUGAGUUUACCAGUCUAGGUCUGGGACUGCUGGCUCCAGGGCAGGAAUCACGGAGGGCUGACUGCCCCUCUCACCCUCUGGGCUGCCAGCGAGGCUCAGGACGGUCUCGCCACUGGGGGCUCUGCCCCUCACUGGGACAGUUCUGUGGGCAGCCCCAUCACUGUGUUCGUAGCGCGAGAAUGUAGCCAGAGACCCUGCUGCCGUUGCUGCUGCCUGUGCCAUGGCCCGGCCGGGGCCGCGUGGGGACAGUCAGUCACAGAGUGUUCUCUUAGCCAAGCUCCAGACUGGAGACUUGAAAGGAUGCUCCGGGAGAUGGGUGAUUCUGUACCUGGGGAGGCCGCCUCUGGGCCCGACAGGGGCGCUGACCGGCCAGCCCAGGAGCAGGGGCACAGGAGCACGCGAGGUAUGAGCCAGGUCAUGGGGUUGAGGGGCAGGUAGCAGUUUGAGCCAGGACCUGGGGCGGGGGUGGGGCCGGGGCCUUUCUGCCUCAUUUGCUUUCAGUGAAAGCCGCAAAGCAGCCAAAAGCAGCCUCUCCCCGCUCCUGGAGUUUGUAUAUCCAGAAGCUUUUGUACUUCUUGUUCAUUAAAAUGUUUAUUUUUGUAAGAAAAAAAAAUCAAUUAAUAAAAGGACAUUUCAUGGCAAGGGCUCUUCUCAA
Molecule: messenger RNA, 2658 nt
Organism: Lagenorhynchus albirostris (white-beaked dolphin)
Lineage: Eukaryota; Metazoa; Chordata; Mammalia; Artiodactyla; Delphinidae
Gene: PKDCC
Product: protein kinase domain containing, cytoplasmic
Exons: 6
Coding region: 136-1590 (484 amino acids)
Biological process (GO): protein phosphorylation
Molecular function (GO): non-membrane spanning protein tyrosine kinase activity; ATP binding
Source: RefSeq, a predicted model, not a curated record